AUGCCCGUGCGCUUCAGGGGACUGAGUGAAUAUAAGAGAAACUUCAAAUGGAAAACCCCAGAGUUUUGUAGCCCGUCCCAACAGCAGAAAUCCUUGUGGGCAGGACUUCGGUCGGAUCAGUUUGGAAUCACAAGAGAACCAAACUUCAUUUCCAAGAGAAGGGUACCUUACCAUAAUCCACAGAUUUCAAAGUCCUUUGAAUGGACAGCAGAUUGUGAUUUGAAUGAUCCACUUGAAACUGAAGCUCUUAGAACUGCAGAGUUGCACACAGACCACAACAACAAUGAUGUGAAUCAGGAAAAAAUUGAAACACCAGAAGGACCCAGACUCCCCCCAGAAGUUUGGUCACAUUCGGUAGAUUCUAGAGGUGAAACAGCUCUUGCCCUUGCAGAAAACAACAUGAAGAGAUUACCCUCUGCAGCUCCACCAAAUCAAAAUGAAGCAUUUUCAUCUCCAAAAAAGGAGUUAGAAAAAAUGGGUAAUGGGUUUCACAGAGUCCUUCAGAGGAAAGCAGGCAUGAAUAUUUCACGUUUAAACACUUUCCCCAGAAAUUCUGAAUAUCAAAGCCAAUUUGUUUGGAAGAGUCCUCAUGAAAAGUCACCAAUACUUGCAGCUGAACAGGUUAUUUGCAACACAAGUAAAUCCAUACCUCCGUUUAAAUCUCCUGCAAUUACUUCUGAAACUGCAUAUGAGAGAAAUUUCAAAGGGUCUCCUCCUGUUAAGGGGCCACAAGAGAGAAGUGGUUCAGAAGAGAAAGAAUUUCCGAGUAAGAGGGAAGAACCGUUUCAAAAGCCAGCAGAAGAUGCAGCAAAACAAGGGAAAUCAGAACAGAAACAUCCUAAACAAAAAAAUAAGCAACAUAUCAGUCCAAAGCCCCUCUCUUUACAUACAAGUCGUGGGAAGAUGAACACUGAAUAUAGGUCAAAAUUUUUGUCUCCAGCCCAGUAUUUCUACAAAGAUGGAGUUUGGUCUCGUAUCAGGAGUAAACUUCCCAAUCAGGCAUCUCAAAACACCCUAAAUUCCAUGUGGUAUAUGGAGGUGAGAGAACUUCGAGAAAGAGCAAAGGCUUACAGGCAACAAGUAGAGGGAACACACUUCUCCCGAUACCAUCUCAAUCAGAUCCUGUCCGAUAAUAACAGUCUUUGGGAUGUGUCCUCAAAUUCCAGUUCAGAAGAAGGCAUCAGCAACAACAUCAGAGCACUAGAUCUUGCCGGAGUUUCUGAAAAAGAGACUGCACCAAGCCCCCAAAUGCUGCAGCAACCUGACUCCAGAGAACAGCCACACCAGGACAGCACUGAGAAGAAAGACAUGUCAGAUGCUUUAACUGUUCCAGUCAAAAGGCAUUUAGUUUGGGGUGAACAAGAAGGUACUGAAGAAAGGGAGAAUCAGCAAUCAACAGAAGAAGAAGAAAAACAAGAUGAACAGACUGCAGUCUUGGCUCAGCAGUUAGAAGAAAACAAUAAGGAUGCCAAUGAAGAUAAGAAAAUUGAAGGUGAGAAUGCCUUAGUAUUGAAUUCUUCUGCGGCUGUGUCAGAUUCUUCUUCUGGAUCCUCAAGGACAGGCGGCAGGCUUCCUACUCCGAAGCUGAGAGCGCUUGGUGGAGCUCAAAGGACUCAUCAUGAUCUCACUACCCCAGCUGUUGGAGGUGCGGUUCUAGUGUCUCCUCCUAAAUUCAAGUCUUCAUCUUCACAGCAGAGAACACGAAGUUUAGGAACAGACCCUUCUUCAGCUAAGCAAGGUGUAAGAGAAGCUUCAAAAAGAAGAUCCUUCCGGCCUGAUGCAGAAGUGGAAGCUGUUUCACUCCUUACCUCUCCACCUGCUGGGCUGGGAACUUUGGAUCCUCUGCCACUAAGGCAGGAUCAGUGGCCUCCUAACAGUGUUUCUGAUGAGCAAGUUCCUCUUGCUUCAGCCCAUCAAGAGCAUUCCUCUACACCUCCUGUGCUGAAGUCUAUGCCUUGCUGGAGUCCCUCUUGUCGUAUUCAAGGGACUCUCAAGGAUCCAGAAUUCCAGCAUAAUGGGAAUGUUGGCAAUCCAAAACCAAGAUCUUUCCAGUUACCCCUUCAGGAAAGAAACUAUAAUGAUGAAGAUGACAGGUUGUCUCAGAUUUCCGCUCGCUCCGCAGCGUCUAGCUCACUUGCAUCUCAGAUACUGGAACGAGCUCAGAAGAGGAAGGAUUUCUGGGGCAAGACAUAAUCUCUCCCACCUGUUGUAUAGGAACCGUUCUGUAAAAUGAUUUAUUUUUUAUAGUU
Messenger RNA from Gymnogyps californianus (California condor), 2249 nucleotides. It is a transcript of the gene SAXO6, whose product is annotated as Mdm1 nuclear protein. Gene Ontology annotation, biological process: negative regulation of centriole replication. Gene Ontology annotation, molecular function: microtubule binding. The record is from RefSeq and is a predicted model, not a curated record. NCBI's taxonomy places the organism in Eukaryota, Metazoa, Chordata, Aves, Accipitriformes, Cathartidae. The transcript has 15 exons. Bases 1 to 2193 code for a protein of 730 amino acids.